Molecule: messenger RNA, 1995 nt
Organism: Lolium perenne
Lineage: Eukaryota; Viridiplantae; Streptophyta; Magnoliopsida; Poales; Poaceae
Product: sphingosine kinase 1
Biological process (GO): sphingosine biosynthetic process; phosphorylation
Cellular component (GO): membrane; cytoplasm; intracellular membrane-bounded organelle
Molecular function (GO): lipid kinase activity
Source: RefSeq, a predicted model, not a curated record
GCUCUACCAAGCUCCCAAACAUUCCUUCCUCUCGACCACAUCGAUACUUCCUAGCUGAAGCUCCUCCGUCUCGACGGCCUCGUCUUCUUUCAGUCCAUGGCUGACCCCCAGGCAGGAGCGCGAGGUCCUCCGGAACCCCAGGCGGAGACCUUGGUGGAGCCUGCGCGGGUCAACGGCUCCACGGCGGAAGCCACGCUCUCUAAUACCGAGCUAGCAUGGCGCCCCACCGGCGCCGUCCGCGACGGCGGAGAGAGGCGGAAGCUGGAGCUUGAGUCGGACGUGCUCGGAUUCCAGGUGGAAGGGAGGGCUCUUAAGGUCGCGACCUUCGCGAGGGGGGACGACGCGAGGCCGCCGUCGCCGCUGGGCUGCGGCGGAGGUGGAGGGGAGAGGAAGAGGGGAGAGCUGGUGGUGGAGAUGGAGAGCGAGGAGGCUGCGCAGAGGUGGGGAGAAGCCAUUGGAGAUUGCUUCGCGGCGCUCGGUCGACCGAAGAGAUUGCUCAUCAUAGUGAAUCCUUACGGUGGGAACAAAGGUGGACGUAAGGUUUUCCAAACUGAGGUCCUGCCCCUUAUUGAAGCUGCUGGCAUCCAUUACAUCAUGCAAGAAACCACGCACCGUCUUCAUGCUCAAGAAAUUGCUCAUUCACUGGAUCUUCAGAAAUAUGAUGGCAUCAUCUGUGUUAGUGGAGAUGGUAUCCUUGUAGAGGUUGUUAAUGGUCUGCUGCAAAGAGAUGACUGGAGCACAGCAAUAAAAGUGCCAGUAGGGAUCAUCCCGGCAGGUACUGGAAAUGGAAUGGUGCAAGCUCUAUUGCAUUCUGCUGGUGAGCCCUUCUCUAUGUCAAAUGCUGUGUUUGCAAUCAUCAGAGGUCACAAGCGUGCCCUAGAUGUCACUUCUGUUGUGCAAGGAAAGACAAGGUUUUUUAGUGUCAUGAUGCUUACAUGGGGUUUGGUAGCUGAUAUUGAUAUUGAGUCAGAAAAGUUUAGGUGGAUGGGAAGCGCUCGGAUUGACUUCUAUUCCCUUCUACGCGUGGUGAACUUGCGAAAGUACAAUGGGCGGAUUCUUUUCGUCCCAGCCCCAGGAUAUGAAAGAUUUGGCGAUCCUGUGGAGCAAACGACCAGUUGUAAAUCAGAUGGGGCUAGCAACACCAUGGAAGGAGACACAUCAAAUGUCUGUAAUGAUGUAUCAUGUACAUAUUCAGGCCCUUCAGUUGACGAAGCUGUUCUUAAAUGGAGAUCACUGAAUGGCCCAUUUGUUAACGCUUGGAUCAGCAAUAUUGCUUUCGCUAGUGAAGGUGUCAUGAUAGCACCACAAGCACAGUUUGCAGAUGGCUACUUGGAUGCAGCUAUAAUCAAGGAUUGCCCAAGGUCGGUUGCUCUUGGGCUCUUGCUCCGGAUGAAGGACGGUAGCUACAUCGAAUCACCCUAUGUGGAGUACUUCAAGGUGAAGGCUCUCCGAAUCGAGCCUGGCCUGCGCGUCGGCAGUAAUACCAUAGGAGGCAUCAUCGACUCCGACGGUGAGGUUCUCGCGAGAGGCGACAUAACCCAAACAGCCGAUGAGCCGGAGCAUCUAAUGGCGUAUGGCCCUCCUAUUCAACUGACGGUGGAUCAGGGACUGGCCAAUAUCUUCUCCCCAAGAUGAUGUUUCUUUUUUUCAUUCUUUCCUUGUUCUUUCUGCUCUCACAUAGUUACAUCUCAACAUAUAUUGUAUGUUGUAAAUACUUUCACCACAGUGCAAGAGGCCGCUGAUAUUGGUCUAAAUCCUCUUUUUUACUGAUAGUCAGUAUUCAGCCUCAGAAGGCGAAAGUGUGAGAGCCGUGCUAGACAAGUGCAGAAUCCAUCUCUGAAGGGGGAUUCUCAUAUUUGGGACAGGGAUUUGUCCCAUGAAAGGGAUAUACUGUUUUGGCAAAAAAAUUGAUACAUCACACUCUGAUUGUAAUUAGCCUUGACGGAGACACAUCAAAAAAGCAUGAUCUGAUUGGUACUGUUCUUUUGUUUGAUA